Yamadazyma tenuis ATCC 10573 is the source of this 2322-nucleotide messenger RNA. It is a transcript of the gene TRY5, whose product is annotated as Try5p. Lineage: Eukaryota; Fungi; Ascomycota; Pichiomycetes; Serinales; Debaryomycetaceae. The record is from RefSeq and is a predicted model, not a curated record.
AUGGCGGUUCAGAAGAAGUAUGUUUGUGCCUUUUGUGCCAGAGCUUUUACUCGUCUGGAACACAAACAGCGCCAUGAGAGAAGCCAUACCAACGAAAAACCCUUCCACUGCAUGCACUGCACUUCUGCCUUUGUCCGCAGAGAUUUGCUUCAAAGGCACUGUCGAACCGUGCACAGUAUCAACUUAUCAUCCGCCAACUUCCCCAAACCAGUGGACAAGAAACCCGUAGACGACGGGAGGUCGUCGAGCUCGAACGAUGACUCGAGCCUUAGUCCCUCCAACUCUCAGCCCAAUCCGUCCCAUUUGACGAUUCAAACGGUGGUGGCGGGCGAGUUUGACGGGUCUGCCAGGCCUCGUUCCAACUCUGUCGCGAGUAUUGGUGUUGCCAGCGUCACCAGCGCCACCAGCGGCACCAAGGAUGAAAAUAAUGACUUGGUCAGCUUGCUUUCCAUAUCCAAACGCCUUUAUCAGAUGCUCACCCAGUUUGACGUUGACAUCACCAAAUACACCGAGACCGAGCUCAAUGAGAUUUUUUUGAUCGGGUACAUUGAGUUGGCCAACACCGACAGGUUCCCGGUUCUUGAAGAGAUGCUCAAAAAGUUGUUGCACCACCUCAACUCAAACUUGCUGGACACCAACAAUUUCAAGGUGGUUCUGGUGUACACGGUGCUCGCGGUGGGGUUUAACGUUAAGAACAAUAUGGGACUGUCGAUGGAGCUUUUCAACAAAGGAUGGAACCUCUUGACCUUGAAGCUGAUUCCCAUGAAGGAUAACAACAAUAAUGCCUCCAACCAGAUGGAGAUUUUAAACAACUUGUUUCUCUUGAACUAUGUGUUUCUUGAAUAUAACCUCGAUGCCCCCAAACAAGAUGCCGGUCAUUUUGCCAACAUGAAUUUGAACUCAGACUUGUUGUUCAAUUACCUCAACGACAUUGCUCUGAUUAUCUUGACCAACUUGCUUCAGGAGAAGGACCGGGUAGUGGUGUUAAAAACCCACAUGAAUUCGUUCUGGUCCAUCUACGUGUUGCUCUCCAACUACUUUGUUAAUAGCUACCCACCCAAAUUCUACAAUGUGUUUUUGGACCAGGUGGUGAUGAAGAACCAGACGUUAUCCCAGGUGAUGCUCGACUUGUCACGUACCAUUCGGUUGAUUGAGUCGAGCUUCGUCAAAGAAAUCAUCACCUGUACCCUCAUCAACGAACUCAACCACUUGAUCCACUUCAACAAGUUGUUGAUCUAUGACCUGAAAAACAGCUUGCACAACUCGAUCAUCUUGAUCAACAAGUCCGUCAUCGACUUGAGCCUGAACAACAAGAUUUUUGAGAUCUUCAAGAAGAAGUUGAUCAUCAACUGCCCCAUUAAAUUCAACGACUUGCUCAACCACUACAUUUUUCAGCCACUGCACAAGUAUGAGUUCAAUCUCUUGAGCGUGGCCUUGAAGGAGUUCAACUACAAUCAUAACUACAACUACAACUUCAAUUUUAACUUGUUCAUUCUCAAUAACCUCAAGACUGAUCUCUUCAAGUUUUCCAACGGAUUGUUACCGUUCUUCAACACCUCGGUCAAUGAGAUCAACAACAACCUCGGUAUCAUUGGCUUCCCCAUCAUCUUCAACGCCAGUUUUCUCAACGGUAAGUUUGGCAUUUUGAACGUGCACCAGCUGUCAGACUUUGAUAAGCGAAACUUGAACCUCUUGAUCAUCGAGUGGUACUUGACGAUGUUUAAGAUCUUGGUGAACCUUCAGAAGAAUGAGGCGUUGGUAAAUAACUACAUAAUCCAGUGUGUGUUGUACCUUUUGAAUGGUAACGAGCAAGGCUUUCAAAUAAAUCGAGCUGACUGGUUCAUGGAUAUUUUGAAACGGUUGGACGGAGUCUACCACGACUGGCUUAACUUCAUUGACCACAAAGACUACUUGGUCGACUUCAACGCCAACUUGAACAGUUUUCUCAACAAUUUCAUCAGUUCCAACUUGGUGGAUAAUGACUCCAACUAUACCACUUUAAAGACAAACCUCUCCACCACUUCGACGUUAUCCAACGGGUCGGGCUUGACGGGGACGCAGAUGUACCCAGCUCUUAACUACCAGAUGGGUCAUCCAAUUGGAGGCUAUAAACCAUUUGACUCGCGAUCUCCCGAUAUGAAUGCUGGAGGUCUACCCCAGCUUUCGAGCGUGGCUGCGAGCAUAAGCAAUGGUAGUUUCAAGUCGGUGCUAUUGCCCAACCCCGAAAGAGAAAAGGAACGAGAGUUGAUGCUUCCUCCAAUCAAGUCUCCCAUUAACAAGGUGACAACGGUGCAGCCGCUUGUGUCGGACCUACACAAUUGA